This is a messenger RNA of Dentiscutata erythropus, 154 nucleotides long. The record is from the annotation of a GenBank genome assembly. NCBI's taxonomy places the organism in Eukaryota, Fungi, Glomeromycota, Glomeromycetes, Diversisporales, Gigasporaceae.
ACUUGCAUUAUUAGAACAGGGUUCAGCAGUGGGUGGGAUGGUCUUGUCAUUUGGUCAGACACAAAAUAAAGAAGAAGCGAUGCCAGUGUUGAUGGUACCAACUGUUGAUAUACCCGGUUCUGUAAUAGACCAACUCAAUAAUGAAGUUGGAUGA